UGACGUCACAGCGACAGGCCUCCAUUAGAACUGCAGCUGUUUGGAGAGAAACAACAACAACAAAAACGGGGCCGAGAGACGGAGCGGCCAACUGUGACAGUCCGCUCCGAGCUCGACCGACGCGGCCUCCAGUCUGGAAGUUGAGCCUCCUUUUCCCACCCGGAGCACCGCCGGCUUCUAACCACGGCCGCUCUCGGUGAGGAAACUCUGGCCUCCGCUUCCUCCUCCUCCGACUCGGACACCGGCGGAGCGUCGCCGCCCCCGCGGAAGAAGCACCGAGCCUCGGCGGCGGAGGGAGCAGGAGAGCCCGGGGCUUCAGCGGUUGUGCCAGGCCUUGCCGGAGUUGUCUUGGGUCUCGGAGCCACAUCGACCAUCCACUUUAACCGCAGCGCCGUCGGCCACGUGAGCAGUAGCACCAUGCAGGCGAACGGAGCGGGGCGAGAAUCGGCCGAGCUUUCCUGCCUGGGCGCCGCACAGAACAGCGAGUCCUCGUCGUCGUCGGCGGCGGCAGCGGCGGCUGGCGGUGAUGGUGGUGGGGCGCACUCCAACGGGUUGCUUCGGCUGCUUCUCUCCCCCGCGGACAACGGCAACGGCGUGGGCACCAGCAACGGCUCCUCGUCGUCCACCGCCACCGCUUGCGGGACCUCUGCCGCGGCCUCCUCUGGCUCGGAGGUGGGCUCGUUGAAGAAGAAGAAGCGGUUGUCGCAGGCGGAGGAAGAUGUCAUCCGGCUUAUAGGGCAACAUCUCCACGGACUGGGGCUCAAUCAGACGGUGGACCUGCUGAUGCAGGAAUCGGGCUGCAGACUGGAGCACUCGUCGGCCAGCAAAUUCCGCAACCAUGUUAUGGAAGGCGAGUGGGACAAGGCUGAGAAUGAUCUCAAUGAACUGAGAGCACUGAUGCAUUCGCCCAACGCCAUUGUGCGUAUGAAGUUCUUGCUGCUGCAGCAGAAAUAUUUGGAGUACCUGGAAGAUGGUAAAGUCCUGGAGGCUCUGCAGGUGCUCCGCGGGGAGCUGACGCCGCUCAAGUACAACACGGACCGCAUCCACGUGCUAAGCGGGUAUCUCAUGUGCAGCCACGCCGAGGAUUUAAGGGCCAAGGCGGAGUGGGAGGGCAAAGGCGGGGCCUCCCGCUGCCGACUGCUGGACAAGUUACAAACGUACCUGCCGCCGUCGGUGAUGCUGCCCCCGCGCCGGCUGCAGAACCUCCUGCGGCAGGCGGUGGAGCUGCAGAGGGACCGCUGUCUCUACCACAACACCAAGCCGGACGACAGUCUGGACUCGGUGUCGCUGCUCGCCGAUCACGUCUGCAGCAGGAAGCAGUUCCCAUGUUACACGCAGCAGAUUCUGACUGAGCACUGUAACGAAGUUUGGUUCUGCAAGUUCUCAAACGACGGCACCAAGCUGGCCACCGGCUCCAAAGACACCACCGUCAUCAUUUGGCAGGUGGACCCGGAGAGCCACCAGCUGAAGCUGCUGCGGACUCUGGAGGGUCACGCCUACGGGGUCUCCUACCUGGCCUGGAGCCCCGACGACACCUACCUGAUUGCCUGCGGACCGGACGACUGCUCCGAGCUGUGGCUCUGGAAUGUUCAGACGGGAGAGCUGCGCACCAAGAUGUCGCAGUCCCACGAGGACAGUUUGACCAGCGUGGCCUGGAACCCGGACGGCAAACGCUUCGUCACGGGAGGCCAGAGGGGGCAGUUCUACCAAUGCGAUCUGGACGGCAACCUGCUGGACUCGUGGGAGGGUGUGAGAGUGCAGUGCUUAUGGUGCCUGAGCGACGGCAGGACGGUGCUGGCCUCGGACACCCACCAACGUAUUCGGGGCUACAACUUUGAGGACCUCGCCGACAGAAACAUAGUCCAGGAGGACCAUCCUAUCAUGUCUUUUACUGUUUCCAAGAACGGAAGAUUAGCUGUGUUAAAUGUAGCAACUCAGGGAGUGCACUUGUGGGACCUACAGGACCGAGUGCUGGUCAGAAAAUACCAAGGCGUCACGCAGGGCUUCUACACCAUCCACUCCUGCUUCGGAGGACACAAUGAAGACUUUAUUGCUAGCGGCAGCGAAGACCACAAAGUGUACAUUUGGCACCGGCGGGGCGAGCUUCCCAUCGCCGAGUUGACAGGCCACACGCGCACCGUCAACUGCGUCAGCUGGAACCCGACCGUGCCGGGGCUCAUGGCGUCCGCCUCGGACGACGGCACGGUGCGCGUCUGGGGGCCGGCGCCUUUUCUCGACUCGCAAGAGGCGGACACGCUCAACGAGAACGGCAGUACCAUGGACAGUUGAUGGACACUUCUCUCCCAAGAAGCCACCAGUACUCCUCCGUAAAUAUCAAUCUUAGCACCCACCCAAAACAUACGUCGAGGCAAAAAAAAGAAAGCCAAGACAAAAGAAAGAGACUGACACCGGGAUGCAGGAGUGUCUCGAAGGACCUUGAUGAUGGCCAAUUUGGUGUCCUCAUCUAAAAAAAAAUCCCGCCCCUGUCAAGUGAGGACAUAGCCCCUCCCCCCCACGACCGAGUGAGCAGCAGAGCCCCGCAACCUCCCCGCCCGCUUCCACACCACUUGGCAGUCCACGUCUUGUCAUUGGAUGACGCCGCCGUUUGGGUGGAAUUGCACCGUCAACCUAAAAUGCACAUUCACGGCUGAACUUCAAUUGAUCUUCUCACAACUUGUGUUGUGAAUUUUGCCGGUCAACAAAUUGUGCAAAAAGGAAGUUGUAGUUCAGCUGAAGCUUAUUAUGCCAAUGGGCCCUCAGAAGAACAACAGCGAAGAACAACACAUUAGGUAAAGUGGUGUUGUGGGCUCACUUUUUUUUUUUUUUUUUCCAAGCCCACCUUAGUACGUUACGUACAGUACAAUACUGUUGAGUGCAAUUUUUCUUAUGGAAAAAUACGUGAUGAGAUGAUCCGAGCGUGUUCGCUGAUUGAAUGAGUGAGAGGCAAGGCAACACUGUUGUGCAUUUUAGGUUGCUUUUGGAAAUUUCACUCAAAAUGCCCAACAUAGUUUAUUAUUGUCAUGUCGACUUCCCCCCCCCCCCUUCUCAUUACAGCACGAAACGUUUACAGUGUUUUUUUUUUGCAACCAACAGCCCGAGCGUCAAUUGUUUCCUUGGGUGAGCCUCAUCUCGAAUCCACUUUAGCAUUUCUGACAAAACAAGCAAGGACGGUCCUAGCCAAACUCUCGCCCACUGCGCCCACCCCCUUUUUUUUUUUUGGGACAUUCGCUGCUGCUGCACAAUCGCAUCCAUCAAACGAGGAGGAUGCCGCAUAUCAGUGUGCAUGUGUGUGCGCGUGUGCCGAGGAGGAGGCCAUUCACUUUGGUGACAAACUGUGACCUCCCGCCAAAAAAAACAAAAACAGAAAAAACGUUAUGUGUGUGCGUGGGUUCGAGUGUGUUCAGUUCACACCAGCAAAACAUUUUGCCCCCUUCCAAGCCUUCUUAAUCCCACAGUCAAAAGUUAUCCAAAGCCCUCGGGACCUCGAUCUGUGGAACAAAACCGUAAUACUUGAGAGCCAUUUUGUAUUAUUACUAUUUUUUUUUUUUUUUUUUUUUAAAUCUGGGAUUUAUAAUUCUUAUUUUACACUAACUUCACGUGGCAUUGGACGUGCACUGUGUUGACAGAAGUUGGAAUAAAGACAGUUAUUAUUUUUAAACGGAUGUUGACGAUUAUACCGAACGGAAAGAAACAACCUGCAGUUUCUAAAAGACAACUGCUCCAAAAAAAAAAAAACUCGACCGUUUUCCUUAUAGUCAUUAAUUUGCUGUAAAGUGGGCAAUUUAAUUUGAUUGAAUUCUUCCCCCAAUGACUGAUUUUUCUUAUUUUAUUUUUUCUCCCAAAUCUGCCCGUCUGUCCGCCAGUCGUUUCCAUAGGUCAGCCUCCAUUCAAAAGCUUUCUUCUUGGCCCCUUUUUCGGGGUCGGUGACGUCGAUUUUUCCCACAGACUGGGAUACAGUUCAAAGGAAUGAGAAAAGUUUCCAAAACAGUGCUUUUCUGUCUUGUUUUUAUUGAAUAUUUUGUUAUUUUAUUAUUAUUUUUUCCACAUAUUAUAUCUCCCCCCUUGUAUGAUCAUAUUAAAGUAUAACCAGAUAUUUGGA
Syngnathus acus (greater pipefish) is the source of this 4099-nucleotide messenger RNA. It is a transcript of the gene wdr26b, whose product is annotated as WD repeat domain 26b. Gene Ontology annotation, cellular component: GID complex. Gene Ontology annotation, biological process: proteasome-mediated ubiquitin-dependent protein catabolic process. Gene Ontology annotation, molecular function: protein binding. The record is from RefSeq and is a predicted model, not a curated record. NCBI's taxonomy places the organism in Eukaryota, Metazoa, Chordata, Actinopteri, Syngnathiformes, Syngnathidae. The transcript has 14 exons. The coding region runs from base 418 to 2289 and encodes 623 amino acids.